This is a messenger RNA of Musa acuminata AAA Group (dessert banana), 1005 nucleotides long. RefSeq names its product adenylate isopentenyltransferase 5, chloroplastic-like. The record is from RefSeq and is a predicted model, not a curated record. Gene Ontology annotation, cellular component: mitochondrion. The transcript has a single exon. Gene Ontology annotation, biological process: tRNA modification; cytokinin biosynthetic process. Lineage: Eukaryota; Viridiplantae; Streptophyta; Magnoliopsida; Zingiberales; Musaceae. Bases 1 to 1005 code for a protein of 334 amino acids. Gene Ontology annotation, molecular function: tRNA dimethylallyltransferase activity.
AUGGACUCCUCCAGCCUCUCACACAGCAAGGAGAAGGUCGUCUUCGUCCUCGGCGUCACCGGAAGCGGCAAGUCCAAGCUCGCCAUCGCUCUCGCCAAGUGCUUCAAUGGCGAGGUCGUCAACUCCGACAAGAUGCAGGUGUAUGACGGCAUCCCUGUCAUCACCAACAAGGUAACCGAGGAGGAGAAAGAGGACGUCCCCCACCACCUCAUCGGCGGAGUGCACCCGGAAGGGAACUUCACGGCCGCUGACUUUCGCCGCGAGGCCACGCGCUUGGUCGAGGCCAUCCUCGCCCGAGGUCGCCUCCCCAUCAUCGCCGGCGGAUCCAACUCGUACGUGAAGAAGCUAGUCGAGGGGGACGGAUGCGGCUUCCGCUCCCGGUACGACUGCUGCUUCGUGUGGGUGGACGUGGACCUGACGGUGCUCCGCGACUUCGUGUAUGCGCGGGUGGACAAGAUGGUGGAGCUAGGGCUGGUGGAGGAGGCGCGGUCGAUGUUCAAGCCCGACGGCGACUACAGUACGGGCAUCCGGCUGUCGAUCGGCGUACGGGAGAUGCACCUCUACUUCCAGUCAGAGGAAGGCGCCGACGAGGAGACGAAGGCGAGGCUGCUGGAGGCCAGCUUAGACAAGGUCAAGGCCAAUACAUUCGAUCUGACUUGCAGUCAGCUGCAGAAGAUCCAGGGGUUCCGCGUGAUGGGGUGGGACUUGCACCGGGUCGAUUCGACCGAGUUCUUUCGCCAGCGAGGGCAGGGCGCCGAGGAGGAGCUCUGGAAGGAGGUCGUGUGGGCGCCCAGUGCCGAGAUCGUACGAAGCUUUUUAGCCACCGAGAACAAGAAUGAGACCGACGUCGUUGCGGAGGUUGCACCAGUCAAGGUUGAGGAUGAGACUGUGUGUGCUGAGAAAACUGUGGAGAAGGAGAGCCAGGUCGUUGCAAAGGGCACCGAGAGUGAGGAGAGAAGGGUGUCGUCAUACACAGGGCUGAGUAGUGCCAUGACAUGCGCGUAA